AUGUUCGCUUGCGCAUUCCCACCUGCAUUUGCUUUUGCUACCGUGAACAACAUAAUGGAAAUCAGAACAGAUGCGCUGAAGCUGCUAGCAAUUUUGAGACAGCCUGUUCCUCGUGCUGCUGGGACCGUAGGAGCCUGGCUUAACAUAUUUCAGUUUCUCAUAUUGAUGUCAAUUUGCACCAACUGUGCUCUUUUAGUAUGGCUAUAUGAUGAGGAAGGAAAAUGGAAAGUAGAACCUGGACUUGCAGCAAUUUUAAUCAUGGAACAUGUUCUUUUGUUGAUUAAAUUCGGUUUCUCUCGCUUGGUUCCUGAGGAGCCUGCUUGGGUAAGGGCGAACCGAGCAAAACACACUACACAGGCACAGGAUUUGUGUUCUAAGAAGCUUUUAAGAACAGUCUCUGGAGGAGAAAGGAAUUAUGGAGAGAUGAAGGUGAAGAGGCUGUAG
Molecule: messenger RNA, 444 nt
Organism: Lathyrus sativus (Indian pea)
Lineage: Eukaryota; Viridiplantae; Streptophyta; Magnoliopsida; Fabales; Fabaceae
Source: the annotation of a GenBank genome assembly